UUUUACAAAUGAUUUUGCUGAAAUAAUUUUUAUUUUGCUAAUUUUAUUUUAAUAUAUAUCCAAAAUUCCCAAGCACCAAUGAAUUACUACAAUCAAAGUACAUCAUAUUCUGCCAAUCCAGUAACAACAACAGGAGCCAAUGAAGUUAAAACUGACUACAAAGUACAUGACGCAUCUGCAACCAAUUCCUUUGUCUAUAACUACCAUGAAACCCCAGGUAUAUCAUAUACCCCAUUCAAUCAUCCCCCACCAAAUAUACCCGGAUAUUAUACUAGCAAUGUAAAUCCAUAUUAUUCACAAAGUGCCUCCAGUACCAAUCCCCAAAUCCCACAAUAUGCUGCUUUGCCGCCCGCUUCGAGCCAACCUGUUCUAUUACCCGAUCUUACAAAACCUCCACCCAAUUUUACACCUGUGAAUUAUAAUACCAGUGUGAUUCCAUAUAUUCCAAAUUCUUCGACUAACUAUUAUGGAUAUACACCAACACCUGGUGCAGUACUACCGAGCAAAUAUUCGAAAAGUGACGAUCAUAAAACCAAAUCACCGAUUCGUAAUGAGUCACGUAAAUAUGAAUCGUCGCGUAGAGAUGAUUCAUAUAAAUCAUCGUCAAGAGGUCGAAGUCCACCACGUGAUAAAUAUUAUCGAUCGUCGUCGAAUUAUCCUUACAGACGUGAUCGAUCUAGAUCAAGGGAUAGUUCAAGUCGUCGUAAAUACAGAUCCAGGUCACGAUCAAGAUCUCCGUCCCGUUCGCGACCCUCCCGGAAAGUCGAAAGUGAACGUGAUCAAUUGUUAGAAAAAUGGCGGCGUAACUAUUGCAAUACAAGUGAUGAAAUGACAAGUCGAUUACGUGAUUGGAUGACCCAAGAGGAUGAAAAAGAGAUAAUACGUUCAACGCCAGCAGAAAAAUAUUAUACACGAAAAAUCGACAAUGCAAAGAUUGUUCGAGCAACAAAUAGUUUGUUGGACUUGUGUGACAAAUUUAAACAUGAACUAGUGGAUCGUGCUCAACGUGUCCGUAGCACUAAGCCCAAAUAUGAAUUACCACCAAGAAAAACUCGUACGAGACUGUGCAAGCAUAAAUCCGAGAAAUGCAGUUCUUCAGAUAGUAGUUCAGAAGAUAUGACCGACGAAGAAGAUUGUACCAUGGAAGAGUUAGUUCGAAAACAACGUCAUCCUGAUCGAUUACAUCUAGAAAUGUGGUACAAUGAUCCUGGUGAAAUGAAUGAUGGUCCAUUAUGCCGAUGUUCCCUAAAAGCUCGAAAAUCAGGUAUACGGCAUGGUAUUUACGCUGGUGAGAAAACAUUAGCCAAAUGUGACGUAAAUACGAAUAACGCUGAUAGAUUGUACCAUUAUCGUAUAACAAUAUCACCACCGACGAAUUUUCUCACGAAAACACCAACAAUUAUUCGACAUGACGAUCAUGAAUUUAUUUUUGAGGGUUUUUCGAUGUUGUCACAUUUUCCGUUGGAGAAGUUACCCACUUGUAAAGUAAUUCGAUUUAAUAUCGAAUAUACGAUCCUGUACGUCGAAGAAAAGGCUUCAGAAAAUUUUUGUAUUCGUGAAUUGGAUUUGUUUCAUGAUUAUUUGUUUCGAGAGAUUCUAGAAUUGGUAGAUUUUAAUUUAAAAGCUGCAGGUGAUGAAAAUGGAUGUUCACAGUUUCAUUUUAUGCCCAGAUUUGUACGAGAUAUCGAAGAUGGUAAAGAAAUUUUAUCGAUGUGCGAAGUUUUACGAUAUUUGCUAAAGAAUUCAUAUCUAUUGAUCGAAGAUUCGUUUCUACCAGAAAUGGUUGCAAAAACACAAUAUGAAUGGCAAAAUUUUGCUGAUGAAAUUAAAGGUAUGGUCGUUACAUAUCCCGGUAAAAAACCAUGUUCGGUGCGUGUCGAUCAGUUAGAUCGUAACAUGAAUCAACAAACUGAAGGGAAAUACGUUUAUCCAGAAAUUGUACAUUUUGGUAUCCGACCACCGCAGCUUAGUUAUGCUGGAAAUCCAGAAUAUCAACGAGCUUGGCGUGAUUAUGUAAAAUUUCGCCAUUUAUUAGCAAACAUGCCAAAACCAUCGUUUGAAGAUAAACGAAAAUUAAGUGCGAAAGAAGCCAGAUUACAGGAUAUGCGUACUGCAAGUAAAUUAAAACGUGACGUUACGGUUGCAGUGAGUGCCCAAGGUUUUCAUCGAACGGGUAUUAUGUGCGACAUUGUUCAGCAUGCUAUGUUAAUUCCAGUUCUGGUAUGCCAUUUACGAUUUCAUCAUUCGUUAGACGUUCUCGAAAGUAAUAUUGGAUACAAAUUUAAGAAUCGUUUUCUACUUCAACUCGCUUUAACGCAUCCAUCAUAUCGUGAGAAUUUCGGCACAAAUCCAGACCAUGCACGUAAUUCCUUAACAAAUUGUGGUAUUCGUCAACCAGAGUACGGGGACCGACGAAUACAUUACAUGAAUACUCGAAAACGUGGUAUCAAUACGUUGAUUAAUAUUAUGUCGCGCUUUGGGAAAAAGGAUGAAACGGAAUCGAAUAUUUCACAUAAUGAGCGUUUAGAAUUUCUUGGCGAUGCUGUUGUCGAAUUUUUAACGUCAAUUCAUUUGUUUUUUAUGUUCCCUGAACUCGAGGAAGGUGGUUUAGCUACAUAUCGUGCGGCCUUAGUACAAAAUCAACAUUUGGCAGUUCUUGCCAGAACUUUGCAACUAGAUCAGUACAUGCUAUACGCACAUGGGUCAGAUCUAUGUCACGACCUAGAAUUACGUCAUGCAAUGGCGAAUUGUUUUGAAGCUUUAAUGGGUGCCUUAUUUUUGGAUGGUGGUAUAAAUGUACCUGAUAAAGUAUUUGGAGAAACGCUGUUUCAAGAUUCAAAUGAACUAUUAAAAACAUGGCAAGAAUUGCCUCCACAUCCGUUACAAGAACAGGAAAAGAAUGGUGAUCGACGACAUAUUGCUAAUGUAAAAGUUUUGCAAAAUUUACAAAAAUUUGAGAAAUCAAUUGGGGUGGAAUUUACACAUAUUCGAUUAUUGGCUCGUGCAUUUACCGAUCGAAGUAUUGGUUUUACAAAUUUAACGCUAGGUUCCAAUCAACGUUUGGAGUUUUUAGGUGAUACGGUUUUACAAUUAAUUUCGUCGGAAUAUCUGUAUAAACAUUUUCCAGAACAUCAUGAAGGGCAUUUAUCUCUUCUACGUAGUUCCUUAGUCAAUAAUCGUACUCAAGCAGUAGUUAGCGACGAUUUAAAUUUAUCCAGUUAUGCCAUGUAUAAUAAUCCCAAAGCUGAACUCAAGACCAAAGAUCGGGCUGAUCUUUUGGAAGCGGUCCUUGGUGCUUUAUAUGUUGAUAAGGAUCUGGAUUAUUGUACGACCUUUUGUAAUGUGACUCUAUUUCCACGCUUACAAAAUUUUAUUAUGAAUCAAGAUUGGAACGAUCCAAAAUCGAAACUUCAACAGUGUUGUUUAACAUUGCGUACCAUGGAAGGCGGAGAACCUGAUAUUCCAAUUUAUAAGGUAAUCGAGUGCAAAGGUCCCACGAAUACACGUGUUUAUACUGUAGCCGUAUACUUUCGUGGACAACGAUUAGCCAAAGCGACAGGUCACAGUAUCCAACAAGCGGAAAUGAAUGCUGCCCGGCAAGCGUUAGAAAAAUCACAAGAUUUGUUCCCACAAUUGGAUCAUCAAAAACGUGUGAUUGCAAAAAGUAUGAAAAAACAAAAGAAUCAACGUUCCUUACAAUAUACGCCACAUUCGUCCUCUUCACCCACACCGAACCAACAGCAACAAAGUGAUAGUUAUUCGUCGAAACAACAACGUAAUAAUCGUGAAACAACGUUACCAGAAUCAUAUCGACAAAAGAAUACGAAAAAACGUUCGACAUCAUCAUCGAAAAAUUCUAGCCCAAAAUCUGAUGAUUAACGUGUUCAGUAUUUUUCAUUUUUUUAUUUAAAAUAUUCUUGUUAGUCAAAAAAAAACUGCCUAAAGAAAAUCUACGUUAUUUUCGCCAAAAAUUUUUGACGUCUGAAAAGUCUUUCAAGUUUCACACAUAAUUACAGAGUGCCCUAAAAAAAUAUGACACUAUGAAUAAGCGUUGGGUCCAAUCGGAAGAAAGAUUUAACUUAUAAAUUAAUAUUUUUUAAAACUGCGCCUACCUAGUUUUUUCACACAUACAUUUUGAUAAAAAAAACCCUAGCUCUUUUCUUUAAGAGAGUGAAAAUUCGAAAUUUCACUCAC
Messenger RNA from Chrysoperla carnea, 4194 nucleotides. RefSeq names its product ribonuclease 3 (gene drosha). Lineage: Eukaryota; Metazoa; Arthropoda; Insecta; Neuroptera; Chrysopidae. Gene Ontology annotation, biological process: regulation of gene expression; pre-miRNA processing; rRNA processing. The record is from RefSeq and is a predicted model, not a curated record. The coding region runs from base 79 to 3879 and encodes 1266 amino acids. Gene Ontology annotation, molecular function: ribonuclease III activity; double-stranded RNA binding. Gene Ontology annotation, cellular component: nucleus. The transcript is spliced from 11 exons.